UUCCAUUGGGCAUAAAAAAUGAAUACCAUAAUUGGUAUUAUCAAAUUUAUUGUUAUAUUCAAUUUGUGCGGUGAAAUCCUAACACUUACGAGUUACAAUGAAUGGACACUCAAUAUUGUGCAUACAAAUGAUAUGCAUUCAAGAUUCGACGAAACUUCUCCGCGAACAUCGCCACGCUGUCGCGAUCAAGAUGUGAGAGAAAAUAAUUGUUAUGGUGGGUUUGCGCGACUUGCAACUCUUAUAAAGAAAGCAAAAUCAUCAUCAACCCCGACACUGUUUCUUAAUGCUGGUGACACUUAUCAAGGUUCCGCAUGGUUUGCUAAAGAUAAAUGGAAAGUUGUUGCACAUUUUCUGGAGCUAUUAAAACCUGAUGCCAUUUGUUUAGGAAACCAUGAGUUCGAUACAUUACCAAAGGGUCUGGUUCCGUUUGUCAAGAAUGUCUCAUUUCCUGUUCUGGCGAGCAAUUUGAAUCUAAAAGAUGAGCCAGAGUUGGAUGACGCAGGAAUUAAGAACUCUGUUAUUCUUGAUGUUGGGCAUCACAAAGUUGGUAUUGUUGGUUUUGUAACACCGGAAACUAAGACGUCGUCUAUUGGUACUGGCAACGUUAUAUUCUUGGACGAAAUUGAAUCCGUAAGACGUGAAGUUAAAAUAUUGAAGCAGAAAGGAGUGAACAUAAUAAUAGGACUUGGUCAUUCGGGUUAUGAACGUGAAAAACGUAUUGCGAGAGCGGUCGAUGACCUAGAUCUGAUUAUUGGUGGUCAUACCAAUACAUUUUUAUACAACGGACCACAACCGGACUUGGAAGCUAUUGAAGGCCCUUAUCCGACAGUAGUAACUCAGCGAAGUGGUCGUAAAGUGUAUGUCGUGCAAGCUGGUGGUCACACUAAAUACCUGGGGAACUUGUCUAUUGUGUUUGACGGAAGAGGUGAAAUCAAGAGUAUCGAUGGAAAUCCCAUUCUAUUGGACCGUAGCGUUGAAAAAGAUGAAGAAAUGCUUAAGGAACUCGAUAAGUGGCGCCCAGAGUUCAAUACUUCUGAGUUAGGCCAAACAAAAGUAUUUUUAGAUGGUGAUACUAAGGUUUGCCGUAGUUCCGAAUGCAUUCUUGGUAAUCUUAUUACUGACGCUAUGGUUGAUUACAAUGCAAAUGUGAAUAAUUACAUUGAUAAAUGGACUGAUGCAGCAAUAGCUAUUUUGAGUGGUGGAACGAUUAGAAGUUCAAUUGAGUCAUUAUCUGGAGAAAUGAUACUCUAUGGAGAUAUAAAACAAGUUAUACCGUUUGCUAAUGAAGUUAAGAAAUUAAAUAUAACUGGGGCCCAACUUUUUGACGUAUUAGAAAAUAGCGUUCGUAAUCUAAAAUAUAAUGACACUAGUAGUUUAUCCGGAGGUUUCUUACAAGUUUCUGGAAUAAAAGUAACCUAUAACUUGAAGAAGAAAGCAGGAUCAAAAGUUAUACGUAAUUCAGUAUUAGUACGUUGUGCUGAUUGUUUAAUACCUCAUUAUGAAAAAGUAGAUAUGAAUAAAAUCUAUACAGUACUUGGUCCCAACUUUCUAUUGACAGGCGGUGACAAAUAUGAUAUGUUGAAAAAUAUAACAAAAUCAUCAUUGAAUAUUGACAUCGCAGACGUCGUAGCUGGCUACAUAAAAUCGAAAAGCCCAUUACAGACCGAAAUUGAUGGAAGAAUAAAUUUCAAAGUAAACGAUCCAUUAAUCGAUGACGUGAACAACCUAAUCAACGAGAGUCGAAACUAUUUGGACAAUAUGCAAAAACACAGGCAAAAUAAAAAUUAUCGAAACGUAAGAUCUAUGAAAUCUAGACGGCCUAAAUUCGAUCAUUUUGGUAGAUGGAAUGGCGCAAAAUCAUAA
This is a messenger RNA of Microplitis mediator, 1863 nucleotides long. RefSeq names its product snake venom 5'-nucleotidase-like. Gene Ontology annotation, biological process: AMP catabolic process. Lineage: Eukaryota; Metazoa; Arthropoda; Insecta; Hymenoptera; Braconidae. The transcript is spliced from 7 exons. Bases 19 to 1863 code for a protein of 614 amino acids. Gene Ontology annotation, molecular function: nucleotide binding; 5'-nucleotidase activity; metal ion binding. The record is from RefSeq and is a predicted model, not a curated record. Gene Ontology annotation, cellular component: plasma membrane.